AUGAGAGGCGUAAGCCCUCCGACCAGCUCCAAGGUAUCGCGAUCCCUAGGGAGAGAAUUGGAGAUGUUACUAUGUGAAGACCAGUGUCAAACGCAAUAUGAGCUGGCAGAAGUAUUGGGAGUUGAUCGUUCAACCAUUUCUGGACACAUAAUGCACAGGGAAUGGCCCAAAAGCAAGAAAAUUGGUUACCAGGAAUCAUCGGUUAUGCACAUCCGAAAAAAACGAAUCAUUGAUAAAACGCCGAGUGGACGUUUGCCAGAGAAACUUGAGAGGGCUCCAUGCAUUGUAAAUAUUUUAAAAAAUGGUGUUAGUCACUGUGCUGGCUGUAUUUUACACUCUAUGAUCGUCAUUACUGCUGCUUACUGUGUUCGUGACACCUAUCCUUUUGCAAAAUUUACGAUUUUAUCUGGCUCAGAAAUGAGAAACAAUGGAACUUUUCACCGAAUACAAAGGAAAUUACUACAUCCACACUCUGAUUUAGCUUUGGUUUUAGUAGAUCCACCUAUCGACAUUAAGAAUGGCCCCAACAGGAGAGUUGAUAUUUAUCGUGGAGCUGUACGUCCAUAUGCGUAUGGUCGUUUUAGUGGCUGGGGAUGUACCAGCCUUCCUGUUGGACGUGACCCAAUAUUUCCUGAACAGUUAAUGAUAACACGACUGCCAAUAAUUUCGGUUGAAGAGUGCAUUGAAUCUUUGAAAACUUAUAACGGAUACUCUCCUGUUACACAUAAAAAUAUUUGUACUCUGGAUAUAAGUAAUAGAAGAGGAACUUGUCACGGCGACGGAGGUGGACCUCUGCUUUAUCCCAUAAAUUCUCCGGGUCCUCUUAAACUGUUAGGAAUUAUGUCUUAUCUAAGAGGAGUGAUAAUAGGAAAACAUGCAGAUGUUUUUGUUAACCUUAAUCAUCCAGAACUUCAUCUAUGGGUUAUUCGAAAAAUGCAUGAACUUCAAGCUGGUGAAGCUUAG
This is a messenger RNA of Belonocnema kinseyi, 963 nucleotides long. RefSeq names its product brain-specific serine protease 4-like. The transcript has 4 exons. Lineage: Eukaryota; Metazoa; Arthropoda; Insecta; Hymenoptera; Cynipidae. Gene Ontology annotation, biological process: proteolysis. The record is from RefSeq and is a predicted model, not a curated record. Gene Ontology annotation, molecular function: serine-type endopeptidase activity. Bases 1 to 963 code for a protein of 320 amino acids.